Molecule: messenger RNA, 831 nt
Organism: Suillus clintonianus
Lineage: Eukaryota; Fungi; Basidiomycota; Agaricomycetes; Boletales; Suillaceae
Exons: 6
Coding region: 1-831 (276 amino acids)
Source: RefSeq, a predicted model, not a curated record
AUGUCUAGCGUGCCAAAGGAAGACAAUGAAACAGACUCAGACCACGCAUCAGUGUUAAGGCUGCAAUGCCUAAACUUGGACCAACAACUCAUUAUAGUAGUUGUCGAUGUCUUAUGGCACCGUGCCCCUCGUUCCUUUCCCCCCCAAAUCAUGAGACGUUCGACUCAGGGGCCAUCACGCGGCCUAUCAUCCAGGCAGCGCACAGCUACGCAACGUUGGCUCUCGAAGCCAGGAGUUCGAGAAGCUCAAAACGCCAAGGCUCGUGCUCGAGUAGCGUUCAAUAGGGCAAGGAAGAAAAAAAAAAUGAUCGAAGAUCAAACAGUGGCACCCAUCACAUCAUCAGUCGACAACUACGAAGACCUAUCCUGGGACGCCAACGACGAUUCCACCAUCACAUCAUCAGUCGACAACUGCGAAGACCUGUCCUGGGACACCAACGACGAUUCAGUGCUCACGAUGGAUAACGACUUACCUUGCCCCUGCGACUCUCAAACGCUAAAUUCGACAGAGAGAAUCGUCCAGAGGUGGCGAAAGGAGUGGUUGGUAUGGUUGGUAGCAGAAGAUACAUGGAGAGAAGUAUACGAGGAAGCACUCGCACACGCUCGGGUGGAGGGGGAAAGUGAGACUGACAUUUUCUUGGACCAAUGUGCGCUGCAUGUUUUGGAGGGGAGGAAGAUCCUGGAAGCCAUAAGGGAGAUUGUACACACCAGUUGCCCUUAUUGCAGGGAGCGUCUUAAGUAUGACAGCAUUCUACUAUACGACUUACUGGUUUCCGUGAUUUCAGAGGUAAAGUUCAUGGAGGUGAAACUAGAUAAUGAACAUUAUAAAUAG